CUGCGCAGGUCUAGCGGGACCAGCCGACUGCUGCAGGGACCUGCGUAGCUGCGCUGGUGGGCUGGGGGCCGGGAGGCCUUUAUGGAGGGGCCGCAGGCCGCUGCGGGUGGGGCUGUCUCCCUGCACAACUUCAGCGCGAGGCUAUGGGAGCAGCUGGUCCACUUCCACGUCAUGCGGCUGACGGACUCGCUCUUCCUGUGGGUGGGAGCCACGCCGCACCUGCGCAACCUCGCCGUGGCCAUGUGCAGCCGCUUUGAUUCCAUCCCUGUGUCUACCUCCCUCCUUGGAGACACUUCCGACACAACCUCCACUGGCCUUGCCCAGCGCUUAGGAGGGCACAUCCACGCCCACAUGGUACCACCACUGUCUCAGGGCCAGCAUGUUCCUAGGAGACUCCCAUGUUGUGCCUUGGUUGCUUCCCAAGCUGAUGAGUGACAGGUGCUUUAGCUUCCUUCUGUAAGCACAUCACUCCUCAUGGGGGGAGAGUGUGAAUGAUGCUCACAGUGUGCAGUAGGCAGUGGCUGCAGGUAACCUCCUGGGUCUUUUGGGGAUUCAGUGGAGCCUGCGGAGCAGUUUGCCAGCACUGUGCACGAGGGACUGUCCUUCACUCCCUGUAAUAUCAUUCAGAAUUCAGAAGGGAGGCUGGCCUGGCCUGCAUGUGGCACGGAGUGAGUGUUAAGCAAGAACAUGAGGUUGAAGGAUCCACCAUCCCCUACGUCCCCAAACACUCACUUCCUAUAAAUAUCCAGGCAGUUCAGGUAAGAGCAGCAUGUGUUCUGCCCCCCUGCUAGUGUGUGCAGUCACCUGUCAUCACAGAGUGUGCAGGGACCUGGGACAGUGCUCCCUUUCUCUGCCAACUGCUUUCUGAGGAGACACAUUUCAUCCAGGAUACUCCUGCUUGGCAGUUCAUUCAGUUCUCAAAUAACUAGGGCAGCCUCUGUCUCCUCUUCAGUCUUCAUGGACGCCAGUGUUCCCAGCCUGUUCAGUUAGAGAGCUAGUCAGAGGCCCAGUGUCCUGGUGCUGAGGGUAUACGGGGAAUGAGGCCCAGCCCCUAUAUUUUAUCCAGUAGUUAUGUUGAGAUCCUGUCCAUGUGAUCCCUGAUCCAUGGGAAUGUGUAUGUCAGUCACUCUGGAAUGCACCCACGCAGCUCAUGUGGAGCGUGGGUCAUGGUCAGGUUGAGGACAGGCCAUGGCAGACCUGCCUCACUGAGGUCUGUGUGUGAGUAGGGUGGGGACCAUGAGGCUGCUGUGGCAGCACUCCAGGACCAUCCACCACUUUUUCUUUGGCCUGAAAUUAGAGAAACCUGACUAGUAAGGUGUUUGGUAACUUACUAGGAAGCAAUUUUAAAUUUAUGGAGAAGUUGCAUAAAAAGAUACAAAGAGUCUCCGCUCAGCCUGCACCCAGAUUCCCGGUUGUCAUCACUCCCUUCUAUGUUCACAUCAUUGUUUUUUCUGAACUGCAUAAAGGUGAGUCGGAGACUCAGCUGCUUCCGCGUGCUCCACUGUGGAUCGCCAGUGUUUAAGGGGUGACCCUACUUUGUUGUAUUGACUGUCGUGUGCCCUGCCUGGUCCUGUGAGGAAACGAGGCUGUUUAUAGUUCUAGAGCCAGGAAAGCAGGUGGACCGCCACAGGGUGGAUGACAGGCUCUGCUAGUGCAGGGUGCUGGGGGCUUGUCUGGUGUGCUGUGAGUCAGUUGUUCUUGCCCAAAAAAGUAAGGUGGCUCAUGGGUGUCCUGAAUGUGGAUGCCUAGUUUGUAUGUAAAAAAACUAGAGGUUUUUUUGUGUGUGUUUUGUCCAAAUAUUGGUGCUUUUUAAAAUUAACAUUUUCCUCACAUGGUUUACAUCAAUUUAUAAUAACCUACAUUAAUUGAAACAAAA
Messenger RNA from Phyllostomus discolor (pale spear-nosed bat), 1876 nucleotides. It is a transcript of the gene PSMG4, whose product is annotated as proteasome assembly chaperone 4. The coding region runs from base 82 to 435 and encodes 117 amino acids. The record is from RefSeq and is a predicted model, not a curated record. NCBI's taxonomy places the organism in Eukaryota, Metazoa, Chordata, Mammalia, Chiroptera, Phyllostomidae. Gene Ontology annotation, biological process: proteasome assembly. The transcript is spliced from 3 exons.